AUGAGUGUGAUUUUGUGCUCCGAUUCAAGAGAGAUAAAGGGAUGGGACCGGUGGAUUAAAGAGCCGGCCAUCAGACCUACCAUCGCCGUCGACCAGCAGCGCAUCUCCGCCGUCAGCUCCUCUGCGCCGAUCUCUUCCCCUCGUCCCCGACGGAAAACCUACUACCCCACCUCUGCUCCAGAACCUCCCCCUCCUAUUCAAGGAACUUACCUCUUAUAUGGUGCCAAUUACACUACUGAUGAUGUAUUGCCAAGUUUGGAGGAUCAGGGUGUUCGCCAGCUGUACCCAAAAGGCCCAAAUGUUGAUUUCAAGAAGGAAUUGAGGUCACUAAAUAGGGAAUUGCAGCUGCAUAUAUUGGAGUUAGCUGAUGUUUUGAUAGAAAGGCCAUCACAAUAUGCAAGGAGAGUGGAAGAUAUUUCUCUUAUAUUCAAGAAUUUGCAUCACCUUCUUAAUUCAUUAAGGCCACAUCAGGCGAGAGCAACACUUAUUCACAUACUUGAACUUCAGAUACAAAGACGAAAGCAAGCUGUGGAGGACAUCAAAAGGAGGAGAGAAGAAGCACAAAGACUUCUCAAGGAGGCACUUGGGACAUUGGAGGGACAAUAAAAAUAAAAAAUGUUUAACUACCAAAUCAACAAGUGUAGUAUUUUUUUUUUGUGCACUAGCACCUAAGAUUUCUAUGGUUGUAAAUGUUUCACAUGAGUCUUUAUUUUUAUUAUACUAGAGUAUAUUUUAGAAAAGGAAACCGAGCAUGUUAAACCCUAAUUUUGUUUCUCAUUAUCUGUUUCAUUACAAAAGAUGUUGAGACAUGGUAAGACAGGUUGAGUUCUAGUGGUUGUAUGUUUGAUGACGAGACGAGGACAUUUAUAUUUUUUGCAAAGAUCAAGUGGUUCCA
Molecule: messenger RNA, 895 nt
Organism: Lactuca saligna
Lineage: Eukaryota; Viridiplantae; Streptophyta; Magnoliopsida; Asterales; Asteraceae
Source: the annotation of a GenBank genome assembly